Messenger RNA from Paramecium tetraurelia, 2061 nucleotides. RefSeq lists its product as uncharacterized. Lineage: Eukaryota; Ciliophora; Oligohymenophorea; Peniculida; Parameciidae. Gene Ontology annotation, biological process: protein peptidyl-prolyl isomerization. Gene Ontology annotation, cellular component: nucleus. Gene Ontology annotation, molecular function: RNA binding; peptidyl-prolyl cis-trans isomerase activity. The record is from RefSeq and is a predicted model, not a curated record. The transcript has 3 exons.
AUGUCAAUUGUAUUAGAAACCUCAUUGGGAGAUAUAAUUAUUGAUCUGCACACUCAAGUAAGUUUAGCAGCCAAAAACUUCAUAAAACUGUGCAAAUCCAAAUUUUAUAAUGGGGCGCUUAUUUACAAUGUUUAAAAAGACUACUUAGCAUCUAUAAAAUCUGUAAACCCGGCCACUACAGUUUACAACCAACCCUAUUUCGAAGAUUAGAUCAAUCCUUUGUUAAGACAUAACCAAUAUGGAGUUGUAGCCACAUCUAAUUCCAAACCACAUGCAAAUAAUUCAGAUUUUUAUAUUUUAUUGACACAGAAUGCUCCCUAGUUGGAUGGCAAACAUACGAUAUUUGGAUAAGUUUAGGAAGGCUUUGAAGUCCUCUAACAAAUAAAUAGAACUCACAUAGACGAUGAUGGCAGACCACUUUUAAAUAUCAGAAUUAAGCACACCUAUAUCCUUGAUGAUCCUUUUGAAGACAUACCCAAUAUGUUAUACCCUUCAAGAUCUCCAUCUCCUAAUUAUAAGGCUGAAGGCAGAAUUGAAUAUGACGAGAAAGUCUUAAUUGAAGAGGAUGAAGAAUAAUUACUAUAAAAGACUAAAUAGCAUCAAGCUAAGAAAAGAGCUGUUACAUUGGAAAUGCUAGGAGAUCUACCUGAUGCAGAUAUGAAACCUCCAGAAAAUGUAUUAUAUGUGUGCAAAUUAAAUCCAAUAACCGAAGAAAAGGAUUUGGAGGUUAUUUUUUCAAAGUUUGGACUUAUUAAGAACUGUGAGGUCGUUAGGGAUUGGAAAACUGGAUCAUCACUUUAAUAUGCUUUUAUAGAAUUUGAAACUAUUGCAGCUUGCGAAGAGGCAUACAUGAAAAUGGAAAAUGUGAUUAUAGAUGAAAGAAGAAUUCAUGUUGAUUUCUGUUAAAGUGCUCAUUAAUAAUGGUCAUUAUUAAAAAAAGCUUAGAGAAAAAAGAAAGAGUUGAAUUUAUAAAGGGAAUUAGCCUAAAGAAGUAAAAACAAAGAUCACAGCUUUAUUGAAUCACUUGAAUUAAAAAAGGAUUAUUUUCACACUAAAGCUAAUAAUGAUUUUGUUAUUGAUUAAUAAGAAUUACAAAAAUUAUAAGAUUAACAAUUACUAUAAUUGUAGAUGUAAUUAGAUAGUUAAUAAAAAAUAUAAUAACAAACGUAAUUAAAGUAGGAGAAAUAAAAAAAGGAGAAAAAAAAUAAGAAAAAGAGUGCUGAAAAGAAAAAUAAAAGACAUAGAAGUUCUAGUUAGGGAGAAAGCGAUAGUGAUAGCUAAUCAUUAAAAAAUAAAAAAUAAAAAGAUAAACAUAAAAAUAAAAAUAAACAUAAAUCAUAUGAUAGAGAUGAUAAGGAUUAGCAAAAGAGAAAAGAAAAAGAAAAACUGAAAGAAUAAGAAAAGCAAUAGGAUUUGGAAAAAUAAAAAGAAAUUUAAAAAUAAAAAGAACUUGAAAAAUAAUAGGAAAAAGAAAGAGAAAAAGAAAAAGAAAGAGAGAGAGAAAAAGAGAAAGAAAGAGAAAGAGAGAAAGAAAGAGAGAAAGAAAGAGAGAAAGAAAGAGAAAGAGAAAGAGAGAAGGAAAAAGAAAGAGAAAGAAAAAGAGAUAGAGAAAGAGAAAAAGAAAAAGAAAGACUGAGGGAAAAAGAAAAGUAAAGAGAAAAAGAUCGAGAAAGAGAAAGAGAGAAAGAAAGAAAAAGGAAAAGAGAAAAAGAGAAAGAGAAAGAAAAGGAAAAAGAGAAGGAGAAAGAAAAGGAAAAAGGAAAAUAAGAAGAAUAAAAAUUAAAAGAAAGAUAAUAAUCAAAGGAUGGUGGAAAAAAUAAAUAAUCGGAAUCUAAUCAGGACAAUGAAGGUAAUCAAAAAGAUAAUUCAAAAUUAAAAUAAGAAUAAGAAAAAUAAAAUCAAACACAACAAAACAAACCACCUAUGAAAUCAACUUAAAAAAAGAGAUAAACCAAGUCAAGUUAAUCAUCGAAUGACUCAUCAUCCUCUUCUUCGUCCUCAUCAUCAUCAGAUUCCGAUUCUUCAUCUGAAAGUAGUUCAUCAUCAUCCUCAGAUAAAUGA